AUGAUGUACAGAGUGCUGACAUUUCAUUUCAAUGUUGGUCAUUGAGUAUCGCGGUAAUGGUUUAUUAAACUCUGUUAUUGACAACUUACCGUUUGAAUUACAUCUACCAUUUUAUCAGUACUGUGGUCCUGGUACAAAAUUGAAAAAACGACUAGCGAGAGGUGAUACAGGUAUCAACGAGUUGGACAAAGCCUGUAAACGACACGACAUUGCCUACGAGGAAAAUAAAUCGCUGCAGGAUAGACACAAGGCAGACUUUGUUUUGGAAAACGAGGCGUGGAACCGUGUAAAAUCCAAGAACGCUAAUUUGGGUGAAAAAGCAGCCGCGUGGCUUGUAACAACGGGAAUGAAGAUAAAAAGGAAGCUCGGAAUGGGUCAUCGUACACAACACCAAUCAAAAAUUUCAUUCAAGAAAGACAUUGUCGACAAAAUCGAUAAAAAGAUUUUAAAAUCGGUCGACAUAAAACCAGGUAGCAAGUCACUACGAAAAAUCGCUGCAGCGGCAAUAAAAAUAGCCAAAGUCAACACUAAACGAAUUGGGGGUCGAAAAAACGUGAAGAUACCUAGAACAAUUCCGUUUAGUUCGAAACAAGGAGGAAUUCUGCCAUUACUGCCAAUUCUCGCUGGUUUAUCAAGUCUUGGAGCAUUAAUGGGUGGUGCUGCCGGUGUGGCAAAAACAAUAGUCGACGCGAAAAAUGCAAAGAAGAAUCUAGAUGAACAGAAACGACACAAUCAACGCAUGGAGCAAAUAGGAAAAAAGGGUAGUGGAUUGUACUUACGAAAAAACCCAAAAGGAGGUGUUUUUAUGCGUGACGCUCUACCUUUGUAUCCUAAGAAAAACGAAAGUGCCGUCGUGAACCUGGACGAUUCAACAAAUUACGGAACUCACUGGGUUUGUUACGCAAAGAGAGGAAAUCAAGUCAAGUAUUAUGAUAGUUUUGGGGAUUUACGACCACCGUUGGAGAUAAUUCGAUACAUGGGAAAAAAUUGUCAAAUUUAUUACAAUGUACACCCUGAGCAGAAGUUUAAUGAGUCAUCCUGUGGUCGUUACUGCUUGAAAUUUUUAUACAAUAUAAAACAAUGA
This is a messenger RNA of Aethina tumida (small hive beetle), 1084 nucleotides long. RefSeq lists its product as uncharacterized. Gene Ontology annotation, molecular function: structural molecule activity; A2-type glycerophospholipase activity. The transcript is spliced from 2 exons. The coding region runs from base 32 to 1084 and encodes 350 amino acids. The record is from RefSeq and is a predicted model, not a curated record. Gene Ontology annotation, biological process: arachidonate secretion; phospholipid metabolic process. Lineage: Eukaryota; Metazoa; Arthropoda; Insecta; Coleoptera; Nitidulidae.